UUUAAUAUAUAGUUUACCUAAAAUCUCAAAAUAUAACCUUUUUUUUUGUAUUCUAAAUUAGAAUUUUAAUAUUUUAUUUUAAUUUUGAGUUUUCCUCUAAUUUUUUUAAACUAUUUUAAAAGUGUUCCUUAUAUUACCUACUAUGAAAGUACCAUUUGGACACGUUUUAGGACCUUUUUUUAAGCAACACAGUGCAUACAUUAAUAUAAUAUGUAAACCAUGUCUGUUUGGAUCACAAGUGUAUCUUAUGGUGUUCAGUGUUGUCGCAUUGAUUAUUACAAUUUCGGAUCUUAACAGACUUAUUGGACAAGGAUGUUUGUCACCUUCCUUGCUGAAAUCACUUGGUCCUAAAGUUUGUCCCACUUUUUUAAAGAAUUCAAAGUUGAUAGGCAGUGGAAUAAAUAUAUAUACUUAUCUCUUUCUCCUGCUGGGCGUUGUCUAUAAUUAUCCUGUAUUUUUGAUGCCUUACCUCUUUCUUCAAUUCCUCAAUAUUUCUUUGCUCGCUAUGUUGCUAACUCUGACUGUAAUUACUAAUUGGAGCAAUCUUGAAAAGAAGAAUUUGCCACUCUUCGGAUUUAUGGUCCAUAACUGGUUGCAAGUUUUUUGUUUCUUUCGCAGUUGUUUACAUGUGAGUGAUUUCUAAAUUUGAAGAUAAAUAAACUCUAUAAUAUUAUAAAUUUGUACAAUUAUUUUAUUAAUAAUAAUGAAAUCUUAGAAUACAACUUGAGACAGAUUUUAUUAUUACACAAAUAAAUGAGUUAAGAACCAAUUGUUCUGUCAUUUAUAACUGAAAAUCUCCACACCAGUUUUGCUUCUUACUGUAGUAUUAUAAUAAUUCAAUUCAGUUGAAGUAGCUGUGGAAUUGAUUGGUGGAGUAUAUCUUUGGGUUGUUGUAAUUGUUGAUUCUGUCUCUUCAUCUUUUAUGACCAGCCUGUCAACAGUAUUUUGGUACUUUUGGGUUGCGGGACAGUAGCUACUCAUUUCUUUCCAUAAGGUAUCAUUCAUAUUUUUAGCUAUAUUUAUCCACUCCCUACUCCUGACAAACAUGCACCUCUCUUCAGGCAUGUUGCACAUUUCCAUACCGUCUAUUCUUAUCACGCCUCGGCAGCCAGUUUGUAUAAAAUGUUCUGAGCCACAGAACUUCAUUAUCGAACUGUCUAUUAGAUUAUCCAUUGAUAAAUUACGAUUCUGUCUCAGUGUUUCUCCUAUGAGGUCAUACAAAUAUGCUGCACAUUGCUGCGGGCAAUAGAUCAAUUCUGGAUCUAUUUGACAAUUUAUAUUUUCAUUAUCAUAUAACCUAUUAUUUAACAUUAACAGGUCUUCUGAAAGAACGGUUCCUCCAAACUGCCAUACCGUUAGUAAAGCCACUUCAAAUAAUGACCUAUCAUCUGCUUUCCAUUUUCCUUCAAAUGGAGAUCCCCUCGUGAUUGUUUUACCUUCUAUGUUGAUUAUAUUAAAAUUGUCAUAUUUCAAACUUAGUGCAUGUUCAUACGAUUGCUGUAUAUGUUUUAGAAACAUAAGAAAUAUAUUUUUGCUUGGAGAUAAGCGUAAUACAGACUCAAUAGAACAAGCUGAAUAUUUAUCUAAUGGUUUUAGCACCAUGUAAAAUAUGUUAUUUCCAGAAUCGAAAACUUCUAGAUCUUUUUCAGGAAUACUUUGUCUCUUCUCAUGUGCUUUAUCUAUCAUUUGAUUGCAGAAUUCGCUUUUAAUAUCCUUUCCCUGGUUUUCUUCUUGUGGUAUAUAAAGAUUUUGCUCAACUAUUCUGAAAAUUAGCAUGUAUGAAAUGUAGUAAUUACUUUUAUUGGAAAUGAUUUCUAAAGAAAGAAUUAAUUAAAUUUGAUUAGUUAAA
Molecule: messenger RNA, 1849 nt
Organism: Nezara viridula (southern green stink bug)
Lineage: Eukaryota; Metazoa; Arthropoda; Insecta; Hemiptera; Pentatomidae
Source: the annotation of a GenBank genome assembly